Messenger RNA from Geodia barretti, 1002 nucleotides. NCBI's taxonomy places the organism in Eukaryota, Metazoa, Porifera, Demospongiae, Tetractinellida, Geodiidae. The record is from the annotation of a GenBank genome assembly.
AUGUCCAUCCAGCGCGAGGCCUGGCUCGGCCAGAACGUGGAAGAGGCCAUCGAUCCCGGUCUGCCCAUCUGCGACCCGCACCAUCACUUCUGGGACCGGGAGGGCGACCGCUACCUGCUGGACCAACUUACGCAGGACCUGGGCGGCGGUCACAACGUCGCGCAGACGGUAUUCAUCGAGUGCCACUCCAUGUACCGGGCCAAGGGGCCGGAGGAAAUGCGGGCGGUCGGCGAAACCGAGUUUGUCCAGGGCAUCUCCGCCCAGAGCGCCAGCGGUCAGUAUGGGUCCACCGAGGUCGCCGCCGGCAUCAUUUCCAACGCCAACCUGAUGCUGGGCGACGCCGUGGCCCCGGUUCUGGAAAGCCACGUAGCCGCCAGCGCCAACCGGUUCCGCGGGAUACGGUUCUCGUGCGCCUGGGACGCCAGCCCCGAAGUCACAGCCGGACGUUCCAGCACACCGGGUAUGCUCGGCGACGCGACUUUCCGCGCCGGUUUCGACCGGUUGCAACGCAUGGGGCUCAGCUUCGACGCGCUGGUGUACCACACUCAGCUUGGCGAACUGGCCGACCUGGCCGGUGCGUUCCCCGACGCAACCAUCAUCCUGAACCACAUUGGUCGCCCGCUGGGCGUGGGUCCCUACGCCGGGCGCCGUGACGAGGUGUUCGCCGACUGGCAGACCGGCAUCUCGGCCGUCGCGACCCACGAAAACGUGGUGGUCAAGCUGGGCGGGUUCGGCAACGUGAUCAGCGGCUACGACUGGCAUCAGCGCGACGUGCCGCCAGGUUCGGAAGAGCUGGCCGAUACCAUCCGGCCCUGGCUGGAUUACUGCAUCGAGCAUUUCGGACCCGAGCGCUGCAUGUUCGAGAGCAAUUUCCCGGUGGACAAGGCUUCCUAUCCGUACACCACGGCCUGGAACGCCUUCAAACGCGUGACCUCAGCCUAUUCGGACGCGGAAAAGGCGGCGAUGUUCCAGGGCACGGCGGUCAGGGCCUACCGUUUGUAG